AUGAACACUGUACAUCCAUUAGUUUUUCCACCAAAAUUAUCUCCAAUUCGACAACGUUUUACAUAUCAUGAAUUUCGGCCAAUUACUUUAGUUAAAUUAGAACGUGGUAUACUUCAUCGUUCACUUCUUUAUUGUUUAGAAAAAGGUUAUUUUUCUUUAAUUCAUUAUUUACUUCAAUCAGGCGCGACUGAUCCACGUGAACAUGAUAGUGAAGGACGUACCGCAUUAAUGUAUUGUUGUUUUAUUGAUAAUGAUUGUUGGGCAGAAAAUCUUGCUAUAAUUUUACUUGAAUAUGGUGCUAAAAUAGGUGAUCAAGAUCAACGUGGGCUUAAUGCAUUACAUUAUGCAAUAACAACACAACGAUUAAGUUUAGUUCAACAUUAUAUAGAUUCACUUGAUUUUAAUCUUAAUCAAGCAAUAGAUAAGAAUGGUAAUACAUGUUUACAUUAUGCAGCAUCGACAGGUAAUUUAGAAAUUAUUCGUCUUGUACUUAAUGUAAUGAAACGUUAUUCAAUUGAUUUAUCAAUUAAAAAUCGUUUCGGUUUAACAGCAUAUGAUAUUGCUUGUCAAACAGAUAAUGAACGUUGUCAAAAUUUAUUAAAAAAUGAAAUAAUACAUACUGAACAAUCAUCAACAAUUGCACCACUACCAGUAAAAACAAAUUUACCACCUAUUAAUUGUGAACCAUUAACUGAUCGACGUUUAUCUAUAACAAGUCGAAUACAUUCAACAACAUCAAGUCGACCACGUGCAUUUACACCAGCAACAUAUGGUGCGACAUCAACUGGAACUGCACCAUUAUCUUUUGCAAGUGCAAAACCUACUCGGAAACUAACGAGUAUGUCAAGUUUUCAUAGUGGAAGUAGUGCUGGUCAUUCAUCAAUGUUAAUUGAUCCAAUUGAAUCACAUCAUAUUAAACUUCGACGUAAUGAAAGUCUUGAUUUAUCACUUUUAAAUCAAGCAAAAACUUUAUCUAAUCUUUCAUUAUCAUCAUCAACAAAUCAAAACAAUGGUUUGAACGCAUCAUCAUCAACAUGGCGUAAUGAUUUUUCAAAAAUAUUCGAUCGUUUUCAAAUAAUUAAAACACCAUCGUAUAGAGAAACUAUUCAGCCACCAUUAAGUAAUGAAUUACCAAGUGAUAUCGGUCAAAAUUUAUAUAGUGGAGGUGAUGGAUAUAGAUAUGCAGCUGGUAGUAAUCCAUCAAGUUUAUCUACUGCAGCAGAUGACUCACAAAAACGACGACGAAGUGGUUUACUUAGUGCCAAAGUAGUUCAAAGAUUACGAAAAUAA
Messenger RNA from Adineta steineri, 1290 nucleotides. The record is from the annotation of a GenBank genome assembly. Lineage: Eukaryota; Metazoa; Rotifera; Eurotatoria; Adinetida; Adinetidae.